Messenger RNA from Ricinus communis (castor bean), 1053 nucleotides. RefSeq names its product dirigent protein 2. Bases 127 to 672 code for a protein of 181 amino acids. The transcript has a single exon. The record is from RefSeq and is a predicted model, not a curated record. Lineage: Eukaryota; Viridiplantae; Streptophyta; Magnoliopsida; Malpighiales; Euphorbiaceae.
CCAACUCAACCCCUCGUCUCUCCCUUUCUAUACAUACAACUCAAAAAUUCAAAGAGCUACCAGAACCAAAUCGAACCACAGUAUCUUUCUUCCAACUCUUUGUUAAUUCUCCAUAUCCAGCCAUCAAUGGCAAAACAAACAAAACCCAGCAACCUAACCUUACCACUGCUUUCAUCAGUACUUGUAGCCAUGUUAUUGAUGAACAUAGCUACUGCCAGAGAGCACAAAGAUACCAAGAUGACUGUAUAUUUUCAUAGUGUGUUUAGGGGACCUAAGGCUACUGUGGUCCCAGUGGCCGGCUUACCAAACAACGAAGCUUCGUUUGUGCAAUUCGGAACGAUUUUCGUCAAUGAUUAUGCGAUCACCGAGAUGCCUGAGAACACAUCAACAGCAGUUGGGCGAGCUCAAGGGGUGAAUGCAAUUGUUGGGCUGGACGGAAUUAACUCGCUGGUGAUGUUGUCUAUUGUGUUCGCUAAUGAGGAGUAUAAUGGUAGCACACUAGUGUUACAAGGGCUUAGUAAGCAGUUUGAUGAGGUUAGAGAGAUCCCAAUCCUUUCUGGAACAGGUCGAUUCAGGCAUGCAAGUGGAUUUAUUACAUUGGAGACAAUUUUUGUAGACAAGACUUCUGUUUACUCCACCAUGCGGUGUAACGUUUCUGUUUUACAUUACUAGGUCCAGUUGACAUUACUUUUACGUUCAGGAUUUGUGGGGAUUUGUUUUUUUCUCUUUUUAUUUUACUUUUCUUGUCAUAUGCAGUGAGAGUGGCUCUUGGCUCUUGCAAUCCAAAGAGACAAAGAUUAAAAAGAUUUGCGAGUAGCUCUUCUCUUCUUUUCGGGAAAAGACAUAACAUUCUUUAUCUGAGACUGGAUUGAAUUGGAAUAGAUUUCAGUUUCGGACUCGGACUUGGAUUCAUCUCAUCCGAUUCAUAUCAACAGACUUUGUAAUUGAGAUUCUGAGUGUUACUCGCUGGGAAAUUUUUUUAAAGUUUUUCUUUUAAUAUUUCUCUUCUUUUUUUCUUUUUGUUUUUAAUAACAUACUAUCCAUAAGUUUUUA